AUGCACUUGCGAAAACUAACAGCGGCGCUUCUGGCGCUGGCUUGUUUAGCACUCGUCAUUUCACUGUCCCUGCCCUACUGGAAAUGCGGGAACCUAUUUGAGAAGUGUAUCGAGGAGGGAAGCGAAAACCUCCAUGAAAUGAUGGCCGUGGGUGCGCUGCUGGCCAUUGGCCUGGUGUUGCUCUUCCUGGCAUUCCUCCUCGACGUCUUGCUGCUCUGCAGGAGUCAAGCACUGCCUGGAACAAUCACCGCCAGAUUUCUGUUCAUCUACCUCGGCGCUGCGACCACCUUCACCGCAGUUGUCUUGUACACCUUCUUUGAACUCGGACAGUGGGGCUACUUCCUGGCAAUUGUUGGCGCUACCAUUGCUUUUGUGGUACAGAAACUCGCUAUGAUGUCGUCUCGAUGUGUUACCACGGAUGCUUAA
Messenger RNA from Mesocestoides corti, 426 nucleotides. Lineage: Eukaryota; Metazoa; Platyhelminthes; Cestoda; Cyclophyllidea; Mesocestoididae. The record is from the annotation of a GenBank genome assembly.